Molecule: messenger RNA, 2733 nt
Organism: Ahaetulla prasina
Lineage: Eukaryota; Metazoa; Chordata; Lepidosauria; Squamata; Colubridae
Gene: HROB
Product: homologous recombination factor with OB-fold
Exons: 10
Coding region: 134-2185 (683 amino acids)
Biological process (GO): recombinational repair
Source: RefSeq, a predicted model, not a curated record
GUCGGCGGAGGAUGGCUAAUUCGAAUGUUCGCUAGAGCGGCGUUUAAGGCAAUGGCGGCGCUGCCUUUCGGGCGUUAAGGCUCACUCUUCGCUUCCUUUUCCCCGAUAGUAGCGUUGGAGCUUUUACUCUGCGAUGGCCUGCAAGCUCCAAAAGUUGUUUUCUGUGGAGGCUGAAUUUGAAGAUGAGGAUUUCUUAAUGGCUGUGAGUGAUGUGGAGAAGCAGACUCUAGACACAACAUCUGCUAAUUUAAGAGGUCUGAGACCCCUAUCUGCAGGGUUAAGAGCUCCUGGCAAUGCCUUCAUGCCAAUCAAGGAUCCAGGCACCCGUAGCUUUUCAGAGACUAUGCCACCUAUUUCACAGGUACAAAACUGCUCCAGACUUCAAUUUGGAGAUGGUAGCUGCACUACUGAGACAAAAAACAAUCAUAUGCUUCCCCUGAUAAACAACUUCAAGGUUCAAAAGGACCCAACAGGCUUAUUAGCCAAGUGUGAAUCAGGUAGCACUUCAGGCAAGAGAUUUAAAUUUGUGAACAGGCCUCCAGCUAUAUUUCCCUCUGGGACUUCCCCCAGGGAUGAUAUUGACAAUGAACUUGUAUUGGCUUCAUGCAUGGAUUUAGAAGAAUCUAGUAUGUAUCCAGAGUCUUUCAGAUCUGAUUGUGGUUCCCAGAAGCCGAUGAGAGACAAUGACUUAGAAACAGUCAAGAAACGACAAGUCACAAACACAAUGACACCAAUGAAUCCUGUUGGAUUGGAUACUUCACAAAUGACAAAAACUCGAAAAGAAUUUGUGGAUGAGGUCGUCAGCCAUCUACAGCCAACGGGAGUUUCUUCAGAGUCAAAUCUGAGGCCUACCUCCAUGGAUUCUGGUUUUCCCCAGGCUAACUUAGGAAUGAGCAACAGUAUUGUCUCCCUUUCAAAUUCCAGUAUUCAGAUGAUAAAGCCUGCUCAAUCUUCUUUGGAUAAAUCCACUUCUGAGUGCAGCAGUCCUUCCUUGCCACUGAUUAGACCCUCUUCUCCCUUUAUUUCAACAAGUACACCUUCAAGGCUGCCCAAAUCACGCAUAUUUAGCUCCAGCUGCUCUGACUCGAGAAUGGCCAAUAGUGGUGGUCAACUCCAUAUCACAUAUGGUCCUUCAGUGGCAACUGUGGGAAUCCCUCCUGUCAUCCCUAAAGCCCCAAGUUUAGUUGCAGGUUCUGGAAAGCCUCAGACUCCUGUUCUCACCAAUCAUCUUGUCCGUUUGGUCACAGCAGCCAGCAAGACACCUCAGUCAAUGGCUCAUGUUUCUUUGCGAACUAAGACUCGUCGCUUCCCAGGACCAGCAGGCAUUCUGCCUCAACAAGUAAGAGAACACUCAGGAGACACACCUAAUGGGAAAAACCUGGAUGAGAUUCUCAUUGCAACUCCCCAUAUGCCAACUCACGGAGCUGUAGCAAAAUUACGAACUGAGGAAAUGUCCAUUUCCCAGCAAACAAUAGAAGAAGAAUUUGAAACAGGCCCAUGGGUUGCCAUGAAAAAUGAAUUGGAUUUGGAUGAAGGAGAUCCAUCCUGUUUUCUUCAGAUGUACAGCAUUUCUAUGGUACUUCGUAAGGCAGCUCUGAAGCAACUCCCAAAGAACAAGGUUCCAAACAUGGCAGUAAUGAUUAAAUCAUUGAUGAGGACUAACGUUGAUGCAGGUGCUGAAUUCAAGGACCCUACUGGUGAAAUGCAGGGCACAAUACAUCGUUUGUUGCUGGAAGAAAAAGAAAGUGAAUUUAAAACUGGUUCAGUGCUUCUGCUAAAACAGGUGAGCGUGUUCUCUCCAUCCCAUCGUAAUCACUAUCUCAAUGUCACACCCAGUAACUUAAUGAAAGUAUAUUCACCUGGUUUCAACAGUGGAAAUCAGCUUCAGCCAUACCAAGAGAUUUGGGAAACAAGUGAGACUGUGAUACCACAGAAGGAUCCUCCCGUAAGUGCUAUGAUUGUAAUGGCCACUAUGGAUAACAAGAAUAUGGAAGGAUGUGAGAGAAAUAAGAAGAGAUGUCAUCAAGUAUUAGCAUCAAAUGAAAGUCCAGCAUUAUUACAAGAGUCAGGAAAUUGUGGAGUAGGCAAAUCUGCUGAGAGAGCUGACUUGGAUGAUCUGGACCAGCUUCUUGGUGAACUCCCUGAUGAUUUUUUCUCCAGUUUGGAAGAACAGAACACUUUAUGACAGCUCACUAAUCCUAAAAGAUCUUGCUGGGUAGGAUCAUGGACAUAUUCCUGUGUUCAUGAGUCCUUUUGUACCAUGAGAUAGACUUCCUUGCAGGGGCACUUUCUAAUCGCUAAAAAAUCCUCUUUAUAAAUUAGAUGUAAGCUGUCCUUUAUGGGGUUAGACAGAAAAUAGAUUGAGUAGCAAGAUGGUUGGUUGUUAAGCUAACGUUCCUCCUGUGUGUGGGAAGACUUGACUGGUUUUUGGCAGAGAUGCUAUAUUUUUGCACACUAGUACUGAGACCCUGCACCACACCUUAUUACAAACUUGCUUCUUCAGAAAAUAAAUUUUGCCAGGCUAUUGGAAUGACCUACAAUGACUUUUUAAGUUAACAAGUAACUGUUACUCCAUCUGGUUUGAAAUUGCCUUAGGUAUGUAUUGAAUGUUUACUGUGGUGCUUUGUUAUACACUGUUUCAGGCAUAACAAACUGUCUUCUAACUGGUCUUCCAAAACAAUAAAAACACUUAUGUUAACUGAUACUGUCUGAAAAAUAAAUGUGAAAAAUAUA